AGUAAUUUAUUUGUAAAAAAUUGAACUUGUCACAAAAUGAAGGGAAUAUUUGUCUUGUGUUGCGUUCUUGUCUUAUCGAGUGCAGAUAUGACACCCGAACAACGAACAAAAAUGUUCAACUUCCAAAACCAAUGUAUGCAAGAAACUGGAGCUACUGACGAAAUGAUCAUGAGAGCCUUUGGAGGUGAUUUUCCCGACACACCAGUUUUUAAGGAGCAUUUAGUGUGCGUGGGUAAGAAAGGUGGCGUAAUCGACGAACAAGGAAACUACCAUCAAGAAAUUCUAAAGAAAGGCUUGAUGAUGUUUGUCAAUGACGAGCCAAGGGUUGACGCCAUGUUGGAUAAGUGCCACGUAGUAAUGGAAACAACUCAAGACACUGCUUAUCAUAUGGCAAAGUGUUUGUAUGAAGAACAUUUUGGAAUGUAAUAUAUUUUAAGGCAAUCUUGUACUGUGUAAAUAUUAAUCUAAAAUAUAUGCUAUAUAAUAAGGUGUAUAAAAUGUAAAAUAUAGUUGAUGCA
Sitophilus oryzae (rice weevil) is the source of this 518-nucleotide messenger RNA. It is a transcript of the gene Obp19d, whose product is annotated as general odorant-binding protein 19d. Bases 37 to 426 code for a protein of 129 amino acids. Gene Ontology annotation, molecular function: odorant binding. Lineage: Eukaryota; Metazoa; Arthropoda; Insecta; Coleoptera; Curculionidae. The transcript has 2 exons. Gene Ontology annotation, biological process: sensory perception of smell. The record is from RefSeq and is a predicted model, not a curated record.